CUGAGCAGGCGCAAUGGAUAAUUUCCGGGUCUGAUGGGCUUGUGAAACUUUUGAAGUCGUUCUUUGUUUUCUAGUUGGCCUGUAUUUCUCUGGUUAAGUUGCUGAGAUGAACCGUUUGUUCGGUAAAUCGAAGCCUAAGGCUCCACCUCCGAAUUUGACGGACUGUAUUGGCACGGUGGACAGCAGAGCAGAAUCGAUUGAUAAGAAAAUUUCUAGACUUGAUGCAGAGCUGGUGAAAUAUAAAGAUCAAAUGAAGAAAAUGAGAGAGGGGCCUGCAAAGAAUAUGGUAAAGCAGAAAGCCCUGAGAGUAUUAAAACAGAAGCGAAUGUACGAAAACCAACGGGAUAAUCUUGCCCAGCAAUCUUUCAAUAUGGAACAAGCCAACUAUACUAUCCAGUCCCUAAAAGAUACAAAAACUACGGUUGAUGCUAUGAAACUAGGAGUGAAGGAAAUGAAAAAAGCUUACAGCAAAGUAAAAAUUGAUCAAAUUGAGGACCUGCAAGACCAGUUGGAAGAUAUGAUGGAAGAUGCUGGUGAAAUUCAAGAAGCAUUGGGUCGUAGUUAUGGAACUCCAGAGAUAGAUGAAGAUGACUUGGAAGCAGAACUAGAAGCACUGGGUGAUGAACUUCUAGCUGAUGAAGACAGCUCCUAUCUUGAUGAAGCUGCAAGUGUUCCAUCAAUUCCAGAAGGCAUGCCAAGUGAAGUGAAAAACAAAGAUGGUGUACUGGUGGAUGAAUUUGGACUCCCACAGAUUCCUGCAACAUAAUUAUGAAGUUCAAAAUGAAUGUUUUUUUCAUAUACACUUCCGAGCAAAAACAAUUGUGGGGAUUGAGUCUGUACUUUUGCAAUAUCACGUAAUAACAGUAUGUUAUAAAAUAAUGGAUGAUAAUGUUUUUAGAAAAUAUUACAGCAUUAUAGUUUUUUUAUUAAUGCCAAGAAAUUAACAUUACUUUUCUUUCUGUAUGAUAUAUUCAGAGUUCUAAAACUUGGUUUUAUUGUUUGCGUAAAAGUAGUACGUUAAAAUAUUUAUAGAUUAUUUGUUUUAGAUAAUUGUGCUUUUUGAAUUUGCCAUCCCAUUUAAUUAUAGGUGAUUGCACUGUAUAAUCCAUUUUGACAUUCGCUGGUUAUUAAAAAGAGCCACUUGAUUUAAUUAUGUGAUUUUUUUUUUAAAGAUGUUUGGCUCAGUUAUUAUAAAAACCAAUGUGUUAAAAAGUUCAUCUGAAGUGUUUCUAGCUGGUAUGUAUGAUAAGCCUAUAAUUUUUUCAACAUCCAUAAAUUAUUUAUAAAUAAUAUGGCUUGAAUUGAAGAACAUAACCCUGAUUAAUAGCUUACUUGAUAGGAGAGUCACUUUGAGAAGAGAGGAGGUGACAGCAGGUAGUUCUAGAUUUUAACCAAGUCUUGUGCUUAUGCUAUGGUAUAAACUUGAAACAAAAUAUUUGGGGGUUGUAAUAAAAAGUUUUACUUAAGAUUGCCAUAGUUACUGGCAUUCAAAUUUCCAGAAACAGUGGCUGAUGUAAACCUAGGAUCCAGAAUGGAUGGUUUUGCCAGGGAUGCAGCUCUACUUGGUGAAGUUCAGAUUGUUGCAGCAUGCUUCUCUGCACAAGAACAGAGACCAGAGACCAAAUGUCAACCCCCCACCUGGAAAUUAAUGGUCUUAGCACACUGGAGGUGGUUUUUUCAAAUAUUUAUUAUCGGUGGCCUGGUUGAAACAUAGAAUAACCAUUUCCUAGUCAAUCAGUAAUGUACUUCUAAGCAUCUCUUCUCAUGCUCAAGCCUGCAGCCUUGUAUUGUAUGUGGAUUUGUUAUAGUGUUUUGAAUGAUGAAAUAUGAGCACAAAUGGAUUGAACAACUAUGGGUACUGGACUAGAGGUAAAUUUAUCAUCUUAAGAUCUAGACCACAGUAUUCAUGGAGGAAAAAGGUAAUAGAUUUUCUUAUAGUUGUAUCCACAAAAUCCAUCAAAGGGAGCUUUCUGGGACUGUCAGAUAGAUGACCCAGCCUUCAGUGGAUCCAUGACAUGUGAUAUCUGGAUAUUAUCUGCCUUUUUGAGUAAUAGUCAAAACUAUACCCAGAAUUUGCUAGGGUUACUUACUGUUACUUUGAGUGAUGCCAUACCAAAGUUGUCUAUUGCAAUAUCUUCUAAUAUGUCUGAAUCUGGUUCUUUGCAAAUUCCUUCAUGGAGGUAGGUAAGAUUAUUGGAUUUAUUCACAUCGUUGUUUUUAUACUGGAUCCUUAUCCUGAUCGCCUUGUAUGUGCCUCCAAGUAUUUUAUACUACAGAUUCUUCAAAACAGAAUCUCCUGCUGACCUAAAGUAGAUGGUGAUGCUAUCAAUGAUCAGCCAGGGUCCAAUGUUCUGAAUUUAGCCAAGCUGGGACUGCAGUUUGAGUGACUGUUACUUUGUCUUCAUCCUUUCCUGUCUAGAUUUAGACCAGAAUUUGGCAUGUAGAUAGACAAAAGCAGUAAAAGAAAUAUUAUACUAUUGAGACAUAUAAGGCAAUGCUAUUCACUCAUGGGCUGGGGAGUUGGACUUGCAUUCUGAUUGAUCCAUUUUCUUUGUGUUACAAGAAUGUUAUAGGAAUUUCUGUUUCACUUUUUGGAAAUCAUUAUGCAUCUAGUAAUAUUUCAACUUGCUAAGACUGGUCAUUGAUUGCAAUAAAGAUAUUGAUUCUG
Pseudonaja textilis is the source of this 2668-nucleotide messenger RNA. It is a transcript of the gene CHMP5, whose product is annotated as charged multivesicular body protein 5. Lineage: Eukaryota; Metazoa; Chordata; Lepidosauria; Squamata; Elapidae. Gene Ontology annotation, biological process: vesicle budding from membrane; late endosome to vacuole transport via multivesicular body sorting pathway. Gene Ontology annotation, cellular component: multivesicular body. The record is from RefSeq and is a predicted model, not a curated record.